Molecule: messenger RNA, 2644 nt
Organism: Linepithema humile (Argentine ant)
Lineage: Eukaryota; Metazoa; Arthropoda; Insecta; Hymenoptera; Formicidae
Product: monocarboxylate transporter 9
Biological process (GO): transmembrane transport
Cellular component (GO): membrane
Molecular function (GO): monocarboxylic acid transmembrane transporter activity
Source: RefSeq, a predicted model, not a curated record
UACCGUGGUUAGUUUGAAAUCGUCUACCUUCGAUUAUCGCAGAAGUCGAGAUCGUUCAAGUUCUCCUAUUUAUAACGUGUGAAAAAUACUAUUGGAUGCUGCAUAUAAAAGAUGCUACUGUUAUCUGACACUUGUCACACAUUAAUAAUGCUAACAAUGAUAAAAAUAUUAAACAAUUCUUAUCUAAAGAAGGUGCUACUUGCAUUUUAUAUUACUAAUGGAUAUUUAAUAUCUACAUAUGUGAUCAGUAACCAUUCAAAGCGCUACGCGGUCAGAGCAAAGCAAUUGUUUAUAUAUUCGCUCGAUUGCUGUGUGAACGUUAAAAAAUAUAUAUUUUUUUAAAUAUCGAUUCUGACUUUCUACCUUCAAGAAGAGACUAUAAUAAUAUAAUGACAGUGGCAAAAAGCAAUGGCACAACGAUAAGUGAACCGACAACAGAAAUCAACAAUGAUGUCGAAAAUAAAAAGAGGAGCACAAUCACAAGGAUGGAAGAUUUAAUGAACGAAGAAGAUGAAAUUACACCGGAAGACCUAGCGCCAGAGGGUGGCUGGGGAUGGAUGAUUGCAUUAGCGAUGAUUUUAAUUUUUAUUAGCACGAUAGGCCCAACAGUGUCAUUUACUUUAAUCUUUACCGAUUUCCUCAAAGAUUCCGGACAGGAAGGUAUGGCAACAAGUCUCUUCAAUUCUGUUUUCAUGAUCACCCAAGCUAUUGCUAGCUUGAUGACUAAUACGUUGUUAAAAAAAUAUUCCACAAGACCAGUCGGAAUCGCAGGAGCACUCUUUUUCGCGAUACCAGAUAUCAUUCUGGCAUUCGUCAGAAACAUAUAUGAAAUGGCUUUCCUCUUUUUCUUCCAAGGUUUUGGAUUUGGUCUGAUCAUUACAGUUUGCAACACGGUUUUCAACUCGUACUUCGUAAAAAAGAGAACAAAAGUGAUGAGUGCGUCGCAAGUGAUCAUUGCGUUUGGCGGAAUUAUUUUUCCUUACUUGACUGGAAAGAUGAUGACAACGUACGGUUUUCGCGGCACCACGGCUAUCUUGGGAGCACUGAGUUUGAACGGUGUCGUCGGCAUGAUGCUGAUGCAUCCUGUGGAAUGGCAUGCGAGAAAGCCGGAGGAGAUUCGCGCUGAGAGAGCGCGCGAAAGAAUGCGAAACCUUCAAGCAUUAGCGUUAUCAAAUCGUCGAUCAACUAUCGAUGUUAUUCACGAGUCUUUCAAGACUAGAUGGAGCAGUCUCCGUAGUCUUAAAGAAGAAAACAGCAAUCAAGUGCCUUUACUGAGCGAAACUUUUAAGACUUCCGCGCACCGAGUCGCGUCAAUCUCAGCAAUCGAGGACAUCCGCGGAAGGGCGAAAUCAUUAUCCAUGCGCGAGAAUUUAGUGCGGCGUAUGUCGGUUCUGUCGGCGUCCAGCUUGGUCAAUGUGGCGACCAGUGCUAGUACAUUAGGGGAUGUGCGACAAUCUCUGGAGAAGAAGAGCAGAGAGAAGCACAUGGAAAUGAAAGAGACGGAAGUAGAAGAAAAACAAGAUGACGAAAAUAAAGAAGAAGAGGAAACAAAAUGCCGGAUCUUUCUGAAGGACUUUCUGGAUAUGUCAUUGAUAAAGGACUACUGUUUUAUAAACUUAUGUUUGGGGAUCAGCACCGUGAGCACCGCCGAUUAUGCUUUCUCUUCCUUUGUUCCUCUUAUAAUGUCUGACAUUGGAUAUACAACUGAUCAAACCUCAUUGACCCUCACAGUUAAUGGAGUGGCUGAGAUGAUGUCGAAAAUUUUACUCACAAUUAUGGCAUUGAUGGUGAACGUGAAAUCAAAGUACCUAUUUUUCGCAGCCGUAAUCUGCAUGGGAUUCGCAAGAACAGGUUUCUUGCUGUACCAGCGUACGAUUACGGGUGUGUUUAUUAUGACAGCGAUAAUCGGCGCCGUACGAUCGUGGUUAAUGGUUCUGCAGCCUCUAGUCAUAAUGGAAAAUACCAGCAUAGAGAAAUUCGCUUUGGCUUAUGGUAUCUAUUCCGUUAUCAGCGGAAUGAUUGGAAUAGUCUGCGGCGCUAUCGUAGGACUCAUUAAGGAUUGGACUAAUAGCUACGAUAUAUAUCAAAUCUCUCUAUUAAUAUUAAACGGUGCGUUCGUUAUACCCUGGGCUUUGCAGUUCAUUUUCGUGGACUUUAAACAGUGGCGGAAGCAACGCGCGCAGAAAAUUACCACAAAUUCUUUACUUUAAUCUGAAGCGAUCCGGUUAUCGCGCGUAUUAGAAAUGAAGAAGGGUGAAGCGUUAAAUUAACAGUUCGCACUGAUUUAAUUAUUCAAGUGAAAGAGAGGAAAUAGUAGAAUAAAUUGCAUUUGUGCAAUUUCUUUAUCGAUAUGCCCGCUAAUCUUAGUUAUUUUUAAAGUACCUGGGAGCAAUUAUAUACUUAUGUGUGUAGGUUUUUUUCAUUAAGAUAGAGAAAAUUUUAUAUUUUGUAGUGUUCAAUCUUUUUUAUGUAUAAUUGAGUAUUUUAAAAUAAAUCAGAGGUUUAUGCUCAUGCAAGAGACAAGAAUAAUUUGCAAAAUUUCAAAAAUAUUAAUUUUAUAAUAUUUAAAAAGAAUCAUUGCGCAUAUGUAUUUUUACGUAAGUUCUGUUAAUUGUAAAUAAAGCAAACUUCUUCAUACGUUUUA